This is a messenger RNA of Hydractinia symbiolongicarpus, 1213 nucleotides long. RefSeq lists its product as uncharacterized. Gene Ontology annotation, cellular component: membrane. NCBI's taxonomy places the organism in Eukaryota, Metazoa, Cnidaria, Hydrozoa, Anthoathecata, Hydractiniidae. The record is from RefSeq and is a predicted model, not a curated record. The transcript is spliced from 5 exons. The coding region runs from base 118 to 1011 and encodes 297 amino acids.
GCCGUAUGUUUUGAUACGUUUUUGUUUUCGGUGCGUCACUAUUUUACACUUCCUUCACAGAAUUAAAAUAAAAAACUUCAUGCAGCUGUAGAUUAAAGACAACUAUCUGCCGAAAAAAUGUUGGGAAGUGUUGCUACAUGCUUGGGUGUUAGGCUGUUGUGCAACAGCUUGAGACAACGUGGUCCAGCGUAUGUGGUAGCUGGUGAAGUUGCAAACUCCGGUUCGCCUUCACAACCUAAAAUAAGAGUCAAAGUCGCUUGUGGUUUUGGCAUUGCCCAAGUUGUUAUAGCUUUAACAUGCGUAGGUCUUGGGAUUUAUAUCAAGACUACUUUAGGUGAAUAUUUUUGGCAAGCAGAUGCUUGUACACCUGCAUGGCUUGGUGGAUUUGUUCUUUUGACUGGAUUUUUAAAUCUUUUGGCUGCUGCAAAUAAGAAUAACUACAGCCUGAUUUCUGCAGCCAAAGUAUUUGAUAUAUUGUCCGUUAUCGGCUCCGGUAUUGGUGGCUUAUUUUUUACUAUUGGAUACUUCUACUAUGAGAAUUGUGUAGAGAAUCUUUUCGAUAAAGAAUAUGAAUAUCCCACCAAAAGUAACGUAGCUUGUUUGAUUAAAACUGACACAGGAAAAAUAUAUUUUGGAUUGAUGGUUAUUCUUGCAGUGAUUGAAUUCUUCGUGGCGCUUUUUGCAUCAAUUUUUAUUUCUCCUGGAUGUUGCAGGGGUACAAAUAGAGCUGUUAUAUUUGCUCAACCACAACAAGGUCAAGUUAUAACUUCUACUCAUACUUCGAUGAUGGUGCAGCAACCAGGUGGGUGUCCACAAACGCCUUAUCAUCCACAUAUACAGUAUUCUCAUCAAGUAAACAAUGGUACUAGGCCAAUUUACAAUCCGCCUGCACACAGUAGCGUGAACUCAACAAAUUUGGCUUACAUGCACCAACCGACUCAUGACCGUUCUAUGCUUAUCUCUGGUGAUGGGCAUGAAAUGUCACCUCCUCCCUAUAGCAUGCAUCAAUAGAAUUACUGGACUAAGAAAAUGAACGCACAAUUUCAGAAAAAAAGGUCAAAAGGUGUGGAAGGAACGUUGUUAACAGAGCACCAUGUACGUUUGAUAUUUUGUCGCUAACUGUAUGUAUUUUGCAUAUUUCGUGGAAAUUUUUUUAUUAUGCAAUGUUUGUUGUUGGUAUUAAUUAAUUGUAUAUAUCGCACGCAUAUCUUUA